UGGCCUGUUUUGGUUGCAUGCUGGAUCAAAUUUGAGACAUGUAAAUAAGUCUACAAAAUUGUAAGUACUGACAGUAAAAAUUGUAAGUGCUGGCCAUCCGACUGCUGACAAGUUUGUGCUACUUUUCUUGUUUAUACAUAUCCGGUAUUUUGUACCAAAACUGCGUAUGAUCUGAAAGUAACAGCCUUUGCUAUGUUUUACCCAUUUCACUGGGAAUGGGCCUAUAGCAACACUGCACACUUUUUGUUAGGAGCCAUAUCAGACUGUACAUUGUCAAUAAUAUGUAAUGGUCAUUAUUUAUCAGUUUGUAAACCUGAAAGUGAAAACUGAAUUUUCUUCUCUCAGUGAGUGAGUUGAAUCCACUGAGAAGGAAACAAAACAGGAGCCAUUUUAAAUACUUCUAUAACUGUCUAUAAACUUUGGAAUAUAGAUGCAUAACAAAAAAUAUAUAAUAUUUUGGCCAGUUCUGUAUUAAUCACUAAGAAGAAGUUAUCGAAGUUCCAGUAACUAAUGGACAAAGCAGAAGGGUUAAAAGAUCGAGAGUUUUCUCCAAAAAGAUCAAGAAAGCGAUCAAGAUCAGUCUCUUCGGAGUCCACCUUCCUGUCUAUGAAAAGCAACAAAUCUAUUGUUGAUCCGCCAAAUUUAAAAGAUGGCAGAAUGUCACCUGAAAGCAGACUAAACACCAUAAGAUCAGGAAUAAGAUCAAGAUCAGUCUCUACAGCACCCAGCUAUCUGACUAUGAAAAGCAAUAUGUCUAUUGUUGAUCCACCCAACUUAAAAGAUGACACAGUAUCACCUGGAGAGAGCUCAAACUCUUUUAUAACCAGCAUGCUGUCCAUCAGAAAUAACUGGUCUAGAGAUACAUCUAACAUUGAGAAAGAGGGAGACAUGGUACUACAACAAAGCUUUGAAUCUGAACAUGAUGGUUCAGCUGUUUUUGAGAAAUUCAAAUCAAACAUGCAAGAAAAAUUUCAGUGUUUGCAUGAAGGAACAGCAAAUCAGGGAACUUUGACAGUCCUCAAUGACAUCUACACAAAAGUCUACAUCACAGAGGAUGGAGGUGGAGAAGUCAAUAAUGAACAUGAGAUCAGACAAAUUGAAAUAUUUAGGAGAGCAAGAACAGAAGAUACACCAGUCAAUCUGAAUGACAUCUUCAAACCCUUACCUGGACAAGACAAACCCAUCAGAACUGUUCUGACUAAAGGAGUAGCUGGCAUUGGAAAAACAGUCUCUGUGCAGAAGUUCAUUCUGGACUGGGCUGAAGGGAAAGCAAAUCAAGACGCCCACCUCAUAUUACCACUUCCUUUCAGAGAGCUCAAUUUUAUGAAGAAUCAAAGUCUCAGUCUCCUGGGACUUUUUAAUACAUUUUUCAUGGGAACAAAGGAAUUGGAAAUAAACAGUGAUCAAUAUAAAGUUUACAUUAUUUUGGAUGGUUUGGAUGAGUGUCGUCUGUCUCUGGAUUUUCAGAACAGCAUGAGGUUGUGUGAUGCGACUGAAUCUGCUUCAGUAGACGUGCUGCUGACAAACCUCAUUGUGGGGAAUCUGCUUCCCUCUGCUCUCAUCUGGAUCACCUCCAGACCAGCAGCAGCUGAUCUCAUUCCCUCUGAGUGUGUCCAUCGAGUGACAGAGGUACAAGGCUUUAAUGACCCUCAGAAGGAAGAAUACUUCAGGAAGAGAAUCACUGAUGAGAGUCUGGCUGAGAGAAUCAUCUCACACCUGAAGUCAUCAAGGAGCCUCUUCAUCAUGUGUCACAUCCCAGUGUUCUGCUGGAUCUCAGCCACUGUUCUAGAGAAGAUGUUGAGUGAAGCAGAGAGUGGAGAAAUUCCCAAGACUCUCACUCAAAUGUACACACACUUCCUGGUCCUUCAGACCAAAAUCAACAAUGAGAAAGACUAUGACAAGAAAGUGAAUGAUGAAGACAUGAUCUACAAACUGAGCAAACUGGCUUUUCAGCAGCUUAUGGAAGGAAAUCUGAUCUUUUAUGAAGAAGAUCUGAGAGAGUGUGGCAUUGAUGUGACAGAAGCAUCAGUGUACUCAGGAUUGUGCACUCAGAUCUUUAGAGAGGAGUUUGUACUGUGUCAGAGAAGAGUCUACUGUUUUGUUCAUCUGACUAUGCAGGAACAUCUUGCAGCCCUGUAUGUGUACCUCUCCUUUAUCAACAAUAAGAUAAAUGUGUUCAAUAUCACACCAGAUCAAUAUACCACACCAUCUAUGUUAUCAAAUCCAGGAAUGUUUCUAUCUGACCUGCUUAAAAUUGCUGUUGAUAAAGCCCUGGCCAGUGCAAAUGGGCAUCUGGAUGUAUUCCUUCGUUUUUUUCUGGGCUUCUCAUUGGAGUCCAAUCACACUCUCUUAAAAGGCCUUCUUAAACAACCAGGAAGUAGCUCCGGUUGCACAGGAAAAGCCAUUAAGUACAUCAAACACAAGAUAAUGGAGAAUCCCUCUCCAGAGAGGUCCAUCAACCUGUUCCACUGUCUGAAUGAACUGGGUGACCAUUCUCUUAUCAAGGAAGUUCAGCAUUUUCUUAAUUCUGGAACAAUAAGAGGAACACGACUUUCACGCUCUCAGUGGUCAGCUGUUGCCUUUGUGUUGCUGACCUCAGAAGAGCUGGAUGUGUUUCACAUGAGCAAAUAUGCCAGAAUGUGCAGUGACAUUGAUGAAGUUCUUGUGAGGCUGCUGCCUGUGAUUGAAGCUUCUAAAACAGCACAUCUUCAUUACUGUAUACUGUCAGAGAAGUGUUGUAAAGCUUUAGCCUCAGCUGUCAGUUCAAAUAACUCCUGUCUUAGGGAGCUGAACUUAAAUGGAAAUGGACUUAAGGAUGAAGGAGCGAUGGACUUCUUUUCUGGUCUAGAGAGUCCACAUUGUAAACUGGAGGUACUGAGGCUUGCAAACUGUAAACUGACAGACAAAAGUUGUUCUGUUAUGGCUGUAGCGCUUAAAACUAAAUUAUUGAGCUUGAAAGAGCUCAGUCUGAAUUGCAAUAACCUGCAGGACACAGGAGUAAAGCAGCUUGCUGCUGGAUUGCAGAAUUCAUACUGUAAACUGGAGAUAUUUAAGCUAUGGAAUUGUGGCUUUACUGAUGAAGGUUGUACUGCCCUGGCCUCAGCUUUGAAUUCUAACCCUUUCCACCUGAGAGAAGUUUAUCUGGAUAGAAAUAAACUUGGAGACAAAGGAAUUAAUCUGCUCUUGGAUGUGUUGAAGAAUCCAUGCUGUAAACUGGAGAUACUGAGUAUGAUCAGAUGUGGUGUGACAGAUAAAGGUUGUUCUGCUCUGGCAUCAGCUUUGACAUCAAACCCCUCACACUUGAGAGAACUGGAUUUAUCAGAGAAUAAACUUGGAGACUCGGGAGUGAAGAAGCUCUCUGGUGGACUUGCAAAUCCUCACUGCAAGCUGAAAAUACUGAGACUGAUGCAUUGUGGCAUCACUCAAGAAGGUUGUGCAGCUCUGAGAUCAACCUGUUCACACUUCAUAGAUCUGGAUCUGUCUGGGAAUAAACUAGGAGAUUCGGGUGUGAAGCAGCUUUCGGCUGGACAUUUCUGUAAUAUUGAGAUACUAAGGCUGAUGAAUUGUGGUGUCACAGAUGAAGGCUGUGCUGCUCUGGCUUCAGUUAUGAAAUCAAAUUCAACAGACCUGAAAGAGCUUUAUCUUGAUAAGAAUGAGCUCAGAGACUCAGGAGUGAAGGUACUCUCUGCUGCUCUGGAGCACCCUCACUGUAAACUGGAGACAUUAAAGCUGUGGGAUUGUGGUAUUACUGAUGAAGGUUGUGCUGCUCUGGCUGCAGCUUUGACAUCAAGCCCCUCACAUUUGAGAAAUCUUUAUCUAUUUGGGAAUAAACUUGGGUACUCUGCAGUGAAGCUGCUCUCUGACCUAAGCGAUGAUCCACAAAACAAAUUAGAGAAUUUUGAUUUAUACUAGAUGCUGUCCUUUAAGAACUGAAGAGUUGCUGUGACUGUAACUUCUGCACACAUCUGAAUGUCUGAACACAACUGAAGCAUGAUAACCCACCUGCUCAUGCUUAGCGCAUCUGUCACUCAUCUUUGUUUUUCAGGGAUUUUUUUUUGUGAAUUAUCAUGCUACAAAAUAUUUUAUGAAUUGU
Molecule: messenger RNA, 4093 nt
Organism: Sinocyclocheilus grahami
Lineage: Eukaryota; Metazoa; Chordata; Actinopteri; Cypriniformes; Cyprinidae
Product: NACHT, LRR and PYD domains-containing protein 3-like
Exons: 12
Coding region: 511-3912 (1133 amino acids)
Molecular function (GO): protein binding
Source: RefSeq, a predicted model, not a curated record